Messenger RNA from Stylonychia lemnae, 1083 nucleotides. NCBI's taxonomy places the organism in Eukaryota, Ciliophora, Spirotrichea, Sporadotrichida, Oxytrichidae. The record is from the annotation of a GenBank genome assembly.
AUGAAUGAUAAAUUUCAAUAAGAUAGGAGUAGUAAUACUUGGAAUGAGCGAAAUCAGUACUUAUCAACAGGAGCAAACACUAAAUUAGAUAAAAAGCGUGUAUCCUCAUCAUUCAGUUAUUAAAGUGAACACCUAUAACAAAAUGAUAAGUAUAAAAACGAUGAAAUUGACUAUAAAACAGCACUCUCAGAUGAUAAGAGGUAGUACAGAACUAGAAGCCAUAGAUCUUUACAAGAAUAAUUAAACUACGAUGAUUACGAGGAGCUUAAAGAUGAUAACGAAAACUAAACUACAGUAUAUUUGAGUCCAACGAAGGAAAACUCAUUUCACAGACGACACUCAACUAAGAAUUAGUUUUUGCCUAAUAUUAACGAAGAUCUUCAGUUUUAAUUUCUUGAUUCAGAGAGAAAGCAGAAAAAAGGUUCUAGUGACGGGGAUGAGUACGAUCAAGAUGUAUAAAUUGAGUAACAAUAGUACUUUGUCAAUGAAGAAAAAGUGAUUAAAAAUCACCUUAAGCUUAACUUAGGUUUGCAAGGAGCAUAAAUAAUAAUAUUUAUUCUUGCAAUCCUAAUAUUUGAUUGGACUCACCUGCAUGUAACAAUUGAAAAAGAUCAUGUGAGAGAUUAUCAUGUAACAUUAAUGCAACUUGAGACAGAUGACGAAUAUAAGGAGGUAACGUGGCUUUAUAGUUUGACUAAUAGCUGCAUUGACAAGGAGUCAGGAGAGGCUAGCUCAGUUCCUGAUUAGCUUUGUGAAAGAGCAGGCUCGUUGUUUUUAGCAGGAGCUUUUACUGGAGUUGGUCUUAGCAUAUGCGUUAUAUUGAACAUUUAUAUAACAUUAAGUUUGGCACUUUUCAUUAAGAAAUUCCAACUUUCACCCUUUUAAAUGGUAAUUUAUCUCAAACCUUAUUCCCUUUUAGUUGUUAGCAUGAGUUUUAUUUACGUUGCUGAUAUUGGCUUAGGACAAUACUUUUCAAUGAUUGGCAUAAUCUUUGCUGUUCUAUCGCGACAACAUUUCCUCAAGCUAAACAGAAAAAUAAUUCACCUAUCGCUAGUUAAGAAUUUUAUGGUAGACGAAUAGUGA